This is a messenger RNA of Erythranthe guttata (spotted monkey flower), 1219 nucleotides long. RefSeq names its product transcription factor BIM2-like. The record is from RefSeq and is a predicted model, not a curated record. Gene Ontology annotation, molecular function: DNA-binding transcription factor activity; protein dimerization activity. NCBI's taxonomy places the organism in Eukaryota, Viridiplantae, Streptophyta, Magnoliopsida, Lamiales, Phrymaceae. Gene Ontology annotation, biological process: DNA-templated transcription.
AGGAGGAGGGAAAAAUAAAUAAAAGUAAAAAUUAUCACCAAACCAUAGCUGCACUUCACUGCAGCGGUUCUGCAAUUUUUUAUUUGUUCAUCAUUUUUAAGUAUUUCACGAUCGUUUGUUGGUUAUUUUUUUCCUGAAUUAUUUCGUUUAAUUGUCGGCCGAUUAUUAAAAAAAAAAAAAAAGACAAAAAAUGAGAUCUGGAAAGAGCAAUCGGGAAGAAGAAGAAGAGGAGGAAGAUGACGAAGAUUCUGGUACCCAGAAAGAUGCGAAUCCAUCAAAUAAUAGCACCAGAGAUGGUAAGAACAGCGACAAAGCUAAUGCCAUGAGAUCAAAACACUCGGUCACUGAGCAACGCCGCCGGAGCAAGAUCAACGAGAGAUUUCAAGUAUUAAGAAAACUAAUACCACACAGUGAUCAAAAGCGAGACACUGCAUCGUUUUUAUUAGAGGUUAUUCAGUACGUACAGUUUCUACAGCAAAAUGUACAAAACUGAGGAAUCUUAUCGACCCAGCAGUUCAGAGCCCACAAAGCUGAUGCCCUGGAGAAACAGCCAUUUGCGUGCCGACCCUAGUUCGACGUUGCAUGGUAAGUUUGACCGUGGUCAACACAUUCCGAUUGAAUCAAUAGAUACACCUUCAGAUGCACAGCCUAGUAAUGGCCUGAACAAUCAAGAAGAUUUAAUUAUUGAAGGAGGGACAAUCGGCAUUUCUGGUGUUUAUUCCCAACGGUUAUUGAAUUCUUUUACGCAAGCGCUUGAAAGCACGGGUGUGGAUCUUUCACAAGCCACCAUUUCGGUUCAGAUCAAUCUCGGAAAACGGGCAAAUAAGGAUCAAUCAACCAGUGAAGACUUGGAUCAAUCUCAGAAAAGAUUCAAGACUUGAGAAAAGAAAAUAAAAAUGCUAGGGUGGUUUCAAAAGGUUCAUAUUCGAUCUUCGAUUUUUGUAUCAUCGGGCUUGUUUUUUUAAGCUAAAUAGUUGCUUGUAUAUUAUAUAUAUAUUGAGGAUUCGUUUUUUCAUUUUUUUUUAUGUGUUUUGGGUCCCGAUAAAAUUAUGUUCAUACACGAUCGGUCGUCCCUUUUUGUUAUCGGCUUGCUGGGUGUAAUUUUUAGCAUUAGAGUGAUCCAUGUAUUUAUUAAAGGCUGAUGAAGAUAACUUCAUGAUUGAAAUAUUUAUUUCCAUGCCAUUAUUUUUUAUUUCUGAAUGCAAUUUUUUUUUUUUCA